Sycon ciliatum is the source of this 3261-nucleotide messenger RNA. RefSeq lists its product as uncharacterized. Gene Ontology annotation, molecular function: nucleic acid binding. The coding region runs from base 1 to 3261 and encodes 1086 amino acids. Gene Ontology annotation, biological process: DNA integration. The record is from RefSeq and is a predicted model, not a curated record. The transcript has a single exon. Lineage: Eukaryota; Metazoa; Porifera; Calcarea; Leucosolenida; Sycettidae.
AUGAACGCCCUGAACGGCAGCGCAGUCAAGCUGCUUGGAGCCGUAGAGCUGCUGGUAGAGCGAGUAGAGGCGGGCUGCCCGGUUCAUCUUCCGCGGACGCAAGUGAAAGCCUUCGUUGUCCGGAAGUUGGACGCUGUGAAUGCAGACGUCCUCGUUGGCGCUGACGUGAUUGCGGCUGUCGGAGGAGUUCACCUCGGGUAUGGUGACGAUGGUUCCCUGUCGAGUGUCCAGUUCGGCGCCCCAGAAACUGACCGUCCUGCCAUCGUGGCGGCGACAGUGCCGGCCGCUCACCCUUCUCGGCACGUGACUGUGAGCAAGGACGGAGAGGAUGUGGUGCUGAGAACGGACGACAGCGAGGUCCGGUGGGACAGCGCAAGCCAGCGCUGGAUCGUGCGAUGGAUGUGGGCUGAUGAUGAACCGCCAACCAAACAGAUCGGUUCCGGCAUCGGACAGUAUUCUCGGAAGCGGCUGUCGCCGGAGCAGGAAGCCAGCUUCUGUACCGAAGUCGAUGCUUGGGUGGAGAACGGCUGGCUGGUGGAGCACGACCCAUCCGUACACGGGGAGCCGGCAGCUAUCCUGCCUCUGCUAGCCAAGGUCCAAGAACACAAAGCCUCUACCCCAGUCCGGCCGUGUCUAGAUUACCGAGCACUGAACGGUGUCAUCAAAUCCAAUCCGGGGACCGAGGCGCCCGUUUGCGCCGAUAAACUGCGGAAGUGGCGCAUGGCCGGCGAUCAAGAGUGCAAGCUAAUCGACAUCAGGAAGGCCUAUCUCCAGGUUCAUGUAGACCCGUCGCUCGCCCGCUACCAGGUUGUCGUUUGGCGAGAAAAGCUGUACGUAAUGACGAGGAUGGGCUUCGGCCUGUCCGUCGCGCCCAAGGUGAUGGACAUCAUCGUCCGCUGGGUGACCCGAGAGUGGCAGGAUGUUGAUAGCUACGUCGACGAUGUGCUCGUUCCGGGAGCGAAAGAGCAAGCUGUGACGUCCGCUCUUCACCGCUACGGUCUGCCGACCAAGCCCGCAGAACCGCUCACCGCGGCCAGAGUUCUCGGUCUCCAACUGUCAAAGGAAAGUGACGGCACGGUCAACUGGGCUCGUAGAGGAGGUGUCAACCUUGACUUCGAACAGCCGCUGACAAAGCGUGAGGUCUUCAAGUGGACGGGACGCCUGACUAGCCACUACCCAGUGUGCUCGUGGCUCCGCCCGGCAUGUGCGUGGUUGAAGCGGCAGGCCUGCUCAGCUGAUGGCUGGGAUGACGCCGUGCCAGAAGCGGUCGCCAGGUGCUGCGCAGAGCUGGCCGACAUGGUCCGGGAGUCAGACCCUGCAAGAGGUGCGUGGCGUGUUCCAUCGCUGGAUAGCGACGGCUGGACCGUGUUCUGCGACGCGUCGGACGUCGCCAUUGGAGCCUCCCUGCAUCACGAUGGUACUACGAUCGAAGACUGCUCGUGGCUGCGCGAGCCACGUGACCACAAACACAUUAACAUUGCCGAGCUGGACGCCGUCUUAAGGGCGCUAACACUCGCCGCGGAGUACAAGGUGGAGAAGGUGACGUUAGUGACUGACUCGAAGGCGGUUGCAGGCUGGGUGUCGCAGGUCCUCGGGAACGUCAGACGAGUCAGGGUCACUGGCCUCCACAAGCUUCUCGUUGUGCGCCGUCUGGACAUCAUUGAAGACCUAGUCGCAACGGCUGGCCUGAAGGUAACAGUUGGCUGGGUACCGACGAACGAGAAUGUCGCUGACAGACUGACCCGUGUCCCAAAGAAGUGGCUGCAAAUAGCUCGCGUUCCCGAGAGCGACGAAUCUCCGGAAGUUGCCGCGUCCAUGGCAAUGAAGCAGCCGGCGACCGUCAUUGGCUGUGACGACGUCUGUGAUGCCCAGCGGAAGUGCCCGUUGAUUCAGACGCUGGUCAGUGCUAUCGAGAGCGACAGCGAGAUUCAGCACGCCACCUACCGGAAGAUUCGUGAACAGCUCGUCAUCAAGGACGGCCAGCUGAGCCGCACGCUCAAGCUGCCUGCACUCGGCGUUGUCACUGUGCCGAUCGUUCCGGAGUGCCUUGAGCACAGCGUUCUCGAGUCGGCCCACGUGAUGUCCGGGCAUGCCAGCUGGAGUGUGAUGUACGACAUGCUCCGCGUACGUUGCUUCUUCCCCAGCAUGGCGGCUAGGUGCCGGGAGUAUUGUGACCAGUGCCGACAGUGUGCAGCCGCUAGCAGCCACGCAGGACCCGCAGCGCCGCCGACACAGCCAGACUUGCCUGGGCGGCCGUGGAGUGUCGUUCAGAUCGACACACUUCACCUGGGAGAGGAGAAAUCCGGUCAGUACCACUGCGUGUUGGUGUGCGUGGAUGUGUUUACGAAGUGGGUCGAGGCAAUCCCUCUCAGGCGGCACGAUGCGACCAGUGUUGCAGAAGCGCUGACCAGCCUCUGCUGCCGUUGGGGCCCGCCAGACGAAGUCCGUAUGGACAAUGGCUCCGAGUUCAAGAACGCCGUUGUCCGAGCUCUCUUCGCACGGUUCGGCGUGCGUGUGAAGACAGGGGCCGUACGUCACCCGCAGUCGCAGGGAGGUGUCGAGAGGGCAAACAGGACCAUCAUCACGCUGAUGCGGAAGGUCCUCACAGAAGCAGCAGAUUGGAAAACUGAGCUGGAUCUGCUGCUCUACUACUACCGCUCGAGGCCACACACCACGACAGCCAUACCGCCGAUGCUGGCCAUGUGUUCAUGGCAGCCGCGCCAGCUGAUCAUCGAGGCUGAGGCACCAGAAGCCCUACUGAGCGAGUGGGUUGACCGAGUUGGCGAGACAGCAGCAAGGGUCCGCGACCACGUGGAGGUGGAGCUUGCUGCUACGACUCCGGAGAAGCCAAUCACCAAGUUCGAGGCACCCUACACAGAGGGGCAACGUGUGAUGCUGAAACAGCCUGGCCGGCGACGCAAGUUGACUCCGCCAUACCAGUGCGGCUGGAAAGUGAAGAAGAUCAUUGCGCCGUCGACAGUAGUCAUCACCAGAGAUGAUGGCGGGGAGAAAGUCGUGAACAUCAACCUUCUCAAGCCUGACGUACGACACCCACAGAGUGCCAAGCAGGAUGGUGCUCCGCGUCCAGGAGCGAUGGAGCAGGCGCACACGAGCGCCGACGAUGGGCGUGACGACGGUGAUGGUGAGAUGUGGCUUGACCAGCCGGAGCCAGCGGACGACGACGACGACGAUCGCCCUGCACCGGCUUAUGACCUACGUGACCGUGGAACCUUGGCGCGUCCAGCUAGAUACAAUGGCUAG